AUGGAAACGCCUUCUCCGCUUCUUCUUUGGUUUCGGCGUUUCGGUUUUCGUCGUAGCGUUGGUAGCGUUUUAGCGGCGUCUUAUCUUCCCACCCAGCAGCACAAAUCACGGCCCUACAGCACUGUACUUUAUGCAGCAUUAUCGUUCUACCACGCCCGGUUUGGUUUCCCCGAAGUCCGUGUAUGUAUCGCAAUCGCUUUUCUGACGCGCUGCCAAUCCGCCACACCUCCCCUCAGCCGGGCGAGGUUCGGUGAUCGCGCUCGACGGGAGAACCUCUGAUCGGCCACCCUUCAGAAGCCCCGAAGCAUCAAGCCGCGCUUGCGACAAGAUGACCUCGCUUGAGCUCCCACUGACACGAAAAGACCUGCUUCCCAAGGGUCGUCGCGAUCGCACGCUGUUUAUCGUGAUGACGGUAAUGACGCCCGCCAUCACCCUGUUCGAGUUGCUGGUCGUGCUACCCCAGUACCACGACAGUAUCGACGCGCUGGUGUGCCUGCACAGCGUGCUGGCCGUAUUCAUCGCAGUCAACAUCCUGGGCAACAUGUACCGGGUGAUCCAGACCGGCACCGGCGUGCGCGACUCCGGCUGUCAGCUGCCGGCCGUGCUUCUGCCGGGCUGGCGCUACUGCCCCGUGUGCCAGGUGAACGCGCCGCCACGCUCGCACCACUGCAACGUGUGCGACCAGUGCAUCCUGAAGCACGAUCACCACUGCAUGUUCGCGGGACGCUGCGUUGGCUUCUUCAACCAGCGUUACUUUGUCAUGGGGCUCGUCUACAUUUUCUUCGGCACGCUGUACAGUCUAAUCUACCAGCUGGACUACUGCGUGGCGUCCAUGGGAGGCAUGCGGCUGUUCUUCCUGCUCGGCCAGCUGGCACCCCACUUCGGCUGGCUGCUGGGGGUCUUCGGCUGGCGAGGAUUCUUCUGCUCUACCCUCAACCUCUUCCAAAUGCUGACGGUGGCCCUGUCCGGCUACAUGCUGGUGGUGCAGGCACAGGGCAUCUGGACCAACCAGACGACAUAUGAGCGCCGCCAUGGCAUCGUGCGCUACCAUGCUGGCCUGCGCCGCAAUCUCAGAGAAGCCCUGGGUACUUCGUGGUAUCUUGUCUGGCUGGGGCCCUGGGUCCGCUCCCCCGCCCUGGGCGACGGAUUGCGUUUUGACAAUGGCAUCGAGGCGCUUGUGGAAGGGAAGCGGCUUUGAAAUGACGCAAUGUGUGCACUCUUCACAACACUGAUUACUCCUCAGAGUUAGCAGGAUGAUCUUGGUCAAUUGGAACCAUUACCGGAGUAGGUUGUGGUGGACCUUUAUGGGAGUGAACUUUUCUCAGAGACCCUUCAUCGGAGUGAACUUUUCUGAGUGUGAACCUUUAUUGGAACAAAACACUGCCGCGCGCACUUGCCUCAGUGAGAGCUGCUUGUCAGAGUACACACUCAUUAGUGGUGCCCCGUCAGAGUGAAGUCUCAUCAGAGUGAUCCACCAUUGAAACAAGGCCUCAUCAGAGUGAAAACUCAUCAGAUGGGUCUGUUGUUAAAGUGAAUGCUUGUCAGUGUGAACAUUCUAAACUCGUGUCACGGUAACUGCUUGUCAAUAUGAACACUUGACACGGUGGUCAUUUGUCAGUGUGGACACUUACCAUGUUAAACUCUUGUCGGAGUGAACGCUCAUCAGUGUGAAUGCUCAACGAGAGCUUGUCAUAACAAGUGCUUGUCAGUUGAAACACUCCUUGGAGUCAACAGUUGUCAAAGUGAACAUUCACUAGAAUAGGCUGUCAACGGAGUGCAUUCUUGUUUAGCUGAAAGCCCCCAGCUAACAUGACUCAAAAAUUGCAGCGCUGCAAGGGUCGAUAGCAGUAACAAUGCUGUCCUCCUGGAAUAGUGGCAGCCUACCUGCUGGAGAGUAUUAUGGUGUUAGAAUUUAUGGCAUUUAACAUUCAUCUGGUUAUUUCAACAUUUACUUUGGUUUAUGUGAUUUAUUUGGGACAGUAUUGCCACAUACCCAGCCCGGUAAAUCAACACUAGGUAGAGUUAGGUGUUAAAAAAGGUGUCAAGUAAUGGCCAAGGUAUGAAACCUUUAUGCCAAAGUGAGACUGAUUAAGUUAAUUUUGGAACAUGCCCACUCUUAGAAGAAGCAUUCUUGGAGUGGCAGGUCGCAACCAGGAUUUUCUUUUUUUUAGUAGGUAUUGAUAAACGCCGAAAAGUGACCCCCGGCUGUUUUUUUAACAAAAUUAGGAAUAAGGCCAAGAAACCCAGGAUGGGAGGUGUCCUUGAAUAAGGAAAAGCCAAGUGUCACAGGAAAAAAAAUCUUCAUCUACAGCUCUAUUUUGUUGGCCCAAAAACACAGCCUGCACUGGACUGUCUGCAAGGCUGCUGCUCUUUUCAUUCUCUGAUUGGUACAGACAUUUCCCAAGUAUUUGGGUUGUGCGUGCGUUCCCAGGGGUCAGGGGAAUUCCACAUCCGUGACCUGUUCUUUUUAUCAUAAGCCUCCGUAAAUGCCGACUUUUUGCCCGACACUGAAAAUUGGCACCAAAAAAUAGGGAGAAUAAAGAUAGUGGAGAGUUUGUCAAAAAAAUGCAGAAACCGUGGAGAAAAAUUAACUGAAACGCCCUUCAAUUCGAAGGAAAGUUAACACCCAAAACACGGAACCCUAGUCAUAACCAUGCCAUUCUCUAACGGCCCUCUUAAGUGUGGCAUGGUAGCAAACCCUAGUCAAGGGAAAGUGGUUAUACUGUCGUGCCUCACUAAUACAGACCUUGUUAACACAAAUACCCCGCUAUGGGAACAAAAUUUUCAGAGACGAGCUUGGCAACUACAUGCAUUUCUGUUUCGUUAUUGUGGAUGACUCGCAUUAUGGACGACUUUUUGGAAGAAUGGAGGUGCCCGUGUUAACGAGACGCAACUGUAUGGACAGCACUGCCAAGUGUGGACAUGCACUGCCUUGGGAGAGUUUUUUUUUUUUUUUUUUUCCCCUUAUGGGAGUUAGUCAAGGUGGCUUACACAGAAGCAUUCUCGCUGAGUGAAUGCGAGUCCCAGCCAAGCGCUGUCCCAGCCCUCAUGUCCGGUUUGUGCCCCACGCUUACCUCUUGUGGCUGUUGUGGUACAUUCAGCACUACGGCGUUGCUAUCUAGGUGGUGUCUAGUCCCCACAGAAAGAAAAGGUUUCCUUCUCUCCAAUUGUACAUCGGUCUUCAAGCUGCUUUGCAAUAGCAAAGAACAUUAGGUUUGUGCAAGUGUUACUUCUUUAUAAUGCUUUUUAACCCUGAGACCGGUCCUUGCUUGAGCAGUAACUAGGUGCAGCAGUAUAACAUUUUUAGUUGCAUUCUUUUUUUUUUUUUAUAAAGAGAAAGGUGUGGUGCUACAUGAAGAAAAAUACCAGAUUUCCUGGGCUUAGUUGCAUGCUCUGGGAACAGCAGUUCUGAAGGUAAUGCCCCAGUUGCUAGAUGCACUUCAUAAAGCUCACGAGGGUUUGUGCAAAUAUACAUAAAAUUCAACUGUUGCAUUCGAUUUGCGUUAAUCUGUGGAAGUUAAUAACUUCACGCUUAGUGAAACUGGUUGUAGACAUGCUAGCUUGACACAGCAAUGUGCUCGUCAGGUUUGGCUUUCGUGCAAUAUGUGUGUUGACCAUGAACGUUAACAAUUUAGUUUUUAUUGCCCAAAAUGGUGGGUGGCAAUUAAACCUGACAAAUGUGUGUGUGAAUA
This is a messenger RNA of Ixodes scapularis (black-legged tick), 3692 nucleotides long. Its product is annotated as probable palmitoyltransferase ZDHHC24. Lineage: Eukaryota; Metazoa; Arthropoda; Arachnida; Ixodida; Ixodidae. The coding region runs from base 329 to 1198 and encodes 289 amino acids. The record is from RefSeq and is a predicted model, not a curated record. Gene Ontology annotation, molecular function: palmitoyltransferase activity. The transcript is spliced from 2 exons.